Neoarthrinium moseri is the source of this 1683-nucleotide messenger RNA. RefSeq lists its product as uncharacterized. The transcript has a single exon. Bases 1 to 1683 code for a protein of 560 amino acids. Gene Ontology annotation, molecular function: basic amino acid transmembrane transporter activity. Gene Ontology annotation, biological process: transmembrane transport; basic amino acid transport. The record is from RefSeq and is a predicted model, not a curated record. Lineage: Eukaryota; Fungi; Ascomycota; Sordariomycetes; Amphisphaeriales; Apiosporaceae. Gene Ontology annotation, cellular component: fungal-type vacuole membrane.
AUGCCUGAAAAUGGCACUCGACGGGAACCGCCCGCCAUUGUGGUGACCCAGAAUGACGAGACAACACCGCUGUUGCAGGACCAGAACAAGAACGUCAUCCCAGCGGAGCAGUCGCAAACACCAGGCGACAACGAGGAGCAGACCGUGAUUGUCGAGGAUGUGAAGGGGGUCAAGCUAUGGCUUAUUCUGUGCAGUGGCUGGGUCGGCGUCUUCUUGGGAGCCGUGGAUGCUUCCAUCAUCGCGACCCUCUCGGCCCCGAUAUCAAGCGAGUUCAAAUCUCUGAGCUUACUGUCGUGGCUCGCGACGGCAUAUUUGAUCGCGAACGCCGCCUGCCAGCCCAUCAGUGGUCGGCUCACCGAUAUUUUCGGCCGUGGCCCCGGCCUGAUCUUCAGCAAUGUCUUCUUUGCUGCCGGCAAUCUGAUCUGCGGGCUCGCGCAGUCCGAAGGGGUCAUGAUCCUGGGACGGGUGGUAGCUGGCAUCGGCGGCGGCGGCCUGAUGUCGAUUGCGACAUUCUUGGCUACGGACUUGGUUCCGCUCCGCAAGCGCGGCAUUAUUCAAGGCAUCGGCAAUAUAGCUUACGGAUCCGGAGCCGCAUGUGGGGGUGUCUUCGGAGGGCUUCUCAACGACAACUCUAGCUGGGGAUGGCGUCUUGCAUUCCUAAUUCAGGUGCCGCCAGUACUGGUCUCUGCGGCCCUUGUCGCUUACCUUGUGAGGAUUCCGCCCAAGGUGUCGCAGAAGUCAUAUCUGGCCCGCAUCGACUUUGUCGGCGCCUUCCUGAUCAUCGUCUUCUUGGUCUUGCUCCUCCUUGGCCUCAACGCGGGUGGCAAUCUGGUGCCAUGGGUUUCCCCUUUGCCUCUGACGACGAUCCCGCUAGCAUUCCUGGCGGCGGUCGGCUUCAUUCUUUGGGAAGCAAAGGCCGCGCAACCCAUUAUUCCGGUGCGGUUGUUGCUCCGCCGGACGGUUUUCACUGCUUGCAUGACGAACCUAGUCUGCACUAUGGCCAAUAUGAUGGCCUUGUUCUACACUCCACUAUAUCUGCAGGUACGCGGAAACUCCGCCACGGAGGCCGGCCUGGUUAUUCUCUUUGCCCCCAUCGGAAUCUGCAUCUGUUCCGUGGGCAGUGGGUACCUGAUGAAAAGGACCGGGCGCUAUGUCGCUCUGGGCUCUGUCUCGCUCUGCCUGCAGCUCGCCCACGUCAUCAUAUUGACGACGCUCGACGAAACAUCGCCAAAAUGGCAUCUGAUGCUGUCGUUCUUCCUUCUGGGCUCGGGCUACGGCGCUAUGCUUACAAUUACGCUGCUGGCAUGCCUGGCAGCAGUCGACCACUCAGAGCAGGCGCCGAUCACAUCCGCCACGUAUGCCUUCAGAUCUGUUGGGGGAACGGUGGGGAUCACCAUUGCGUCGGCAGUAUACCAGAACAUCCUUAAGACGCAGCUCUGGGAUCGCUUUGGGGGUCUGCCCGACGCGGGCGUGGAGAUCCCCAAGAUCAGGGACGAUCUCGACGAGCUGAAGCAUCUGCCCGAAGGCUGGAAUGUGGGAGACGUCGUUUCCGUGUUCAUGGGGGCGUUUCGCGGCGUGUGGUUCACAGCUCUCGCCAUGGUCUUGCUUGGUCUGAUCGCCGUGAGCCUCAUGAAGCAGCACACCCUCCACUCGACGCUAGCCCGCAACGAGAGAUCGUCCUGA